GCGUCUGGCGUCGGUGCCGUGGGGACCGAAGUGGAGUGCUGCUCCUCACCUCGUAGGGCUGGGGUCUUAGAGUUACAUGGGCGCGUUCUUCUCGUAGAAGUGAAGAAAAUGACUGCAUCAGGUGUUGCACUAAGAGUGGAAACUUGGCUCUUAUCUACCUGGCAUGUGAAAGUGCCAAUUCAAUGGCUAGAAGCUUGUAUUGAUUGGAUUGAAAAAGAACAUAUUGGAAGCAAUUUGGCUCAGGCUGCUAUUAACAAGAAAGUUUUUGAGCAGUGGCUUCUAACAGAUCUCAGAGAUCUUGAAUACCCUGUUCUGCCUGAAUUCAUUUUAAAUGAUCCAAAAGGAGAAUUGAAUGGCUUUUAUUCCGUGCAAAUUGAUUCAGUUGUUGAUGUGAGCCAGCCUGCUUAUUCCCAGUUGCAAAAAAUAAGAGGAAAAAACACUGUAAAUGAGGAAGUAACUGCUUAUACACAGAGAACCUUGAGGUCAUGGGAGGCAAAUCCUACUCGAAUGCUUCAGCUACAAAUGACUGAUGGUAUACAUCAUAUCCAAGGUAUGGAAUACCAACCUAUUCCUCAACUCCAUAGUGGUCUAUCUCCAGGUACCAAAGUUAUGAUACAAGGGAAAGUUGCAUUUCGUUUAGGUGUUCUUUUGCUUAAAUCAGAAAAUGUGAAAUUAUUGGGAGGUGAAGUUGAUAGCCUUCUAGAGACAUUUGCUUUGGAGAGAGUGCUUGCCAGAUUAAUUGGAGAAGAAGACUGCAGUCCUGACAUUGUCAGGUCUGAUAUUGGCAAAAAUGAAAUUGCAAUGCCUGAUGAUGAAUUAGGGCUGUCUGAUGAAGAGCUUUUAGCAAGUCUUGAGGAAAAUGAUGAAAUAAGGAUAAACGAAGUUCUUCCUGAAAGUGGAUACUGUACAAGAAGUACCAGUUUAAAUUCUACUGUGCCUUCUCUUCCUCAGAGCUAUGGGAACUGCUCACAACAAAGAUCCAUAGAGUUAAUUUCAAGAAAUGAAGAACAAACUGUUUCAGUUCAAGAAAAUAUGGAAGGUGAUUUUGAUAGAUUUUCAAUGGACGAUGACUUACUUUUAGUAGAAGAGAUCCAGCAAGAACAGAUACAUGUUCUGAACACUAAUACUAAUAUAAAUAAUCAAACUGUUCAAGAAAAAAAAUCUAGUGAAAGAGCAAUGUAUAAUACAUUUGAAGAAAGCAUGGCAAAUUUUACUGCAAAUCGCAAAAAACAAUAUACCCCAAAUUUCGAUGGCAGUAAGAAAUGCUCUAAAAUCUCUAAUGAUGGAGUAAUAGUCAAUGCAGAAUUCAGAUUGUGUUCUAAGCAGGUAGAGACGAUAGAAAUAAAGAAUAAAUGUCAUAAAGUCGAUUUGGAUACUGCUCCUUUUACAUAUCUAUCUGUUCUAUUAAGUAGCAAGCACAGAGAUAAUAGGACUGUGAAAAUCAAAGCAUUUAUAGUAACUCUUACAGGAAAUCUCACAAGCAGUAAUGGCUUCUGGAGUGUGACGGCAAAAAUAUCUGAUGGCACAGCUUAUCUAGAAGUUGAAUUUGCUGAUGAGAUUCUUACAAGCUUAAUUGGCUUUUCUGUGCCUGAAAUGAAGCAACUGAAGAAAGAUCCUGUCCUGUACCCAAAGCUUAGGGAGGGAUUACAGAAUUGCCAAACAGAGCUAAUAGACCUCUGUUGCUUGAUGACUAUUGAAUUUAAUGUUUGCCAGACAAAAGGAACAGUAAUAGUUUUGCAAGAUAUUAAUAUAAAUGAUUUGAAUCACUUAAAAAGACGCUUAACAUUUAGCAGCAGGUUAUCUUAAGAAAAACCUGUAUUGUAGACUAUUGAUUAUGGUAUUACUAUUUGAAUUCAUGUUCAGUUGGAUAAUGGACAAAUAUUUUAAUAAUAGCACAUAUUUUCUUUAAUUCACUCAAAAUAUGUAUUUGCUUUACCAAUGUUCAACUACUGGUUUUUUAAACAUGAGAAAAAUAAAAUUAAGAACUUAUUCCUAGAGUUUUUCAUCCUUUGCACGUCUUACAGUGAGUAGAAUGAAGUAUAUGUAUUUGGAAUAAACAAGUCAGUCUUCUGUUGUGAUUCCCUGUCGUCAUCCCCAGCUUUACAAUAUUGGCAUGGCAUUUAUAUCCAAUAUAUUUUGGAAAACUUGGAAGUAAUUGAAAUUGUUAAUUAAAAUAUUGCUCCGAUUUUUCAAGUUUGGAAAUUUGAUAGCUCAGUCACUUGUGUACCAUAUUUACAUUGUAUUUAGGUAUUCAUACAAAUCUUUAGAAAUAAAAUUUAUUCAAAGUAGCAUGGAGGUGUUUUAUGAAUAAAUCAGGGUGAAGCCAUUUUAACCUGUUAUCUGACAGGAUAUCUCUAACAAAGAAUAUGAUAAAUGAGCCAGCUGCAGGGUCAGUGGAGAGGGUGAGAAUAAUUAGACAUGAUGAGAGCUGGGUUGAGGAUAAGGAAGAAAGCAAAGAUAACGAAGGGAUGUCUUUAGAUUUGAUUUGCUACUUUAGUAUAAAAUACUUCUAUUAUGCUUUUUGGAAGCUUUAGAAAAAGGAGAAUGUUUCUAGCAAUUUGCUUUCUACCAUAAUAAAUUAUUUGCACUUUAAAAUAAGUGUAGACUUGAUUUGUCUGCAAUAGAUUUUUUUAAAUGAUAUAAAUUAUUUUUUUCUAAAGUUAAUAUAUUUGGCAGUUGUAUCUUGACUAAGAAUAUUCAUAGAGAGUUAAAAGAUAUCCUCAGCAGUGUCAUGCAUUCUUUUCCAUUUUUAUUUAAGGUAGUUCUCACUUAGCAGUACAAUAGGACUUUUAUUUAAAUGGGAUAAAACUGCAGUUUUAUGAUAAAGAAUUGGGGUGCGAUUAAA
This is a messenger RNA of Pseudonaja textilis, 2845 nucleotides long. It is a transcript of the gene RMI1, whose product is annotated as RecQ mediated genome instability 1. Gene Ontology annotation, biological process: double-strand break repair via homologous recombination; resolution of meiotic recombination intermediates. Gene Ontology annotation, molecular function: nucleotide binding. The record is from RefSeq and is a predicted model, not a curated record. Lineage: Eukaryota; Metazoa; Chordata; Lepidosauria; Squamata; Elapidae. Gene Ontology annotation, cellular component: RecQ family helicase-topoisomerase III complex; nuclear body.